UCUUUUUCGAUACUGCACUGUAUCGUUCGAUUAUCAGGAGCUUGUCUCAAGUAGGUAAUGCUGAUAAGGAUAAUCUAUAUAACGGUGUAAAUCGUUCAACGGCCAUCGUUACCGAGUAAUAGCUAUGCAUGGUCACUCCUUUUGUGUGGAUUUAAUACUUCUGUCUGGUCGAAGAUGGGCUGAGAGGGCGCAGCCGUACUUAAACGGCACAGUUUUCGAGUGCAGAGUGUUAAAGUUUAUCUGAAGUGCCAUUUGAGGCUAAGUGUACUGUUGGCAAGAUGUGGUACGGGCCUAAUGUGAAAAGGUCUUAUAAGUCGAUGAUGUAUUCCAAGAUGCCGUCGCUUCGCAUGGAGCAGAGUGAGCUGAAGUGCAAGAAUGGCUGCGACUACUUCGGCAAUCCGCAGUGGCAGGGCUACUGCUCCAAGUGCCACCGCGAGCAGCUUCAGAGGCAGAGACGAGCUGCCAACAAGCCGUCCCCAUCCUCCUCAUCUGCCUCGGCCACGCUGCCGAAGCCUGAGAGGAAGUCCGAGGACCGGCUGAAGCUCACGUCCAGGUCUUCCUUCUCGAAGUUCGAGGAGAAGCGGCUCCGGCAGUCGGAGACCCUCAAGAAGGCUAACCUGCUCAAGUUCAGCAUGUUCAAGAAAGGUGGCAGCACUGACGACCACGACCACUCAGACAAGAAGCCCGAGUUCAAGAUCCCGUCGGCCGUCAACGAGGCGAUGAAGCGUGAGUUCAACCAGCGGUUCCCGGCGCUGGCGGGCGCGUCGCGUGACGUCAGAGUGUGCGUGCACGCGCUCGCGCUCGACGUGUUGAAGUGCGCACGCGCAGCCACGGCGGAUGAGUUGAGCGAGCGCGUGCAGGGGCAUUAUCAGCGUUUCCUGAAGCACAUGGACGUGUCGCCCCACUUCGCGGCGGCGGACGCGGACACCAAGGAGGCGCUCAUUGACUUCGUCGAGAAACACGCCAUGACGUAUUUGCACGACUUACCUUCAGUAGUGUUCUCUCCCUCUGGCACGGACGACGAACGGCUGGACGCGCGCAUGUGCGAGCGCAUCCAGUCGCUGGGCUGGGUGGGCGCCAAGCACCUCGACUGCAAGAUCAGCAAUGAUCAGAGGGCGCGGGCGCCGCUGUAUAGGGCUAUUGCUGAGCUGCUAAGCAUGGACAGCGCGUCGUCGCCGGGCGGCAAGCUGGCGUGCGUGCGGCGCUGCUGCGCGCACGUCAUGCGGCUGUGCGGCGCGCCCGCCUCCGCCGACGACCUGCUACCAGCUCUUAUAUUCACCGUUCUGAAGGCCAACCCGCCGCGCCUCAUCAGCAACAUCAACUUCGUGACUCGCUUCUGCAACGCGCAGCGACUCAUGACGGGCGAGGGCGGGUACUACUUCACCAACCUGUGUUGCGCAGUCUCGUUCAUAGAGAACCUCACAGCCGAGUCUCUGGACAUGGACAAGGAGGAGUUCGACUGCUACAUGACCAUGCCCGCCUCCAUCGGGGGCAGCUCGUGGGCGGCAGCACUGUCGCUAUGCGCGGAGCUCAAGGACGCGGAGGAGCAGGGCGAGCUGGUGCAGAGCCUCAAGCAGCAGGUGGCCACCAUCGAGGCCAGAGCUACGGAGCUGGCUAACUCUACCGAUGUGUUCCAGAAAGAGAUAGAGAAGAAAGUGGCAGACGUCCUCGCCAAGACUCCGCUCGAGAUCAAACCGCGCCGCGAGCUACCGCGCUUCGGCAAGUUCCAGAACAUCAAGUCAUCGCCACUCAUCGACCUCGACACCCCGCCCACGCAAGAACCCCCAGAGCGAGACCUCCCAGACACAGUGGAGACAAAAGACGAUAGUGCUGCUGACCAAUCACAACACACCAUCGUACCCACAGAGAUAACGUUCGGAGAACCCGCCAAGACAAACAUACUAGGCCUGGAAACCCCUGAGCUGCAAUCUCCACACAACACUGAGGACAACUGGGUAGUCAAACAAACUAAUUCCAUGGAGCUACUCAACUCAUCUCCCCUCGGCUUCACUUCUUUCGACACACGCUCCAUAGACGAGCUGCUAACCCCAGAUGAGUUCGGAGAUAAUUUGCCACCCGGCCUCAGCAACAUCAACUAUGACAUAGACUUGUCAGACUUCAGCGCAGACAACAGCGCGGCCGAUGAUCUCCCCAAACCUGAAAAGGACCCUUUCAGCCCGGAAGGCAUAAACAAAGAUGUCUUCGAUCCGUUCGUAGUUCCCAAAGUUAGAGAUCCCUUUAGCCCUAUUCUAGAGUCGUUCGACCAGUUCAGUUUGGUGGAUGCGAAGAGCAAUCGCCAGUCGGAUCCUUUCGAGAUUGUUCCCAGACCUAGUGACCCGUUUAGUCCAGAAGGUCUGCAACCAGAGCAGGGUUUUGGAGACGCGUUCUCUCCGAUGCCGGUGGCGAGUGCGUCGACGCCGGCGCAGAGACCUCUGGCGUCAAUUCUGGAUGACAGCGACUCCCCAACCACUGCCUGUCUGCUGCCGACCCCCCUGCUUCCACAACAAGACAAGCCAACGUAAAUUGAUUUAGGCUUAGCUAAGUGGUCUUUAGUUGUUGCUAGCUUCAUUUUUAUAAGUUGAAGAUUUUUGUAGCAAUCUGUCGUUAAGGUUUGAACUGUGCCUAGCUUUAAUUUUAAUAAAUUAUUUAUAGUAGAUGUUGUAUUGUAUGUAUUUAGAAAGUUUAGUCAUGUUGUCUAUUUUAAAUGUUAUUAUUAUUAAUUAUUAAGAAAAACGUUUAUAAUACCAG
This is a messenger RNA of Plutella xylostella (diamondback moth), 2748 nucleotides long. RefSeq names its product Rabaptin-5-associated exchange factor for Rab5 (gene Rabex-5). Lineage: Eukaryota; Metazoa; Arthropoda; Insecta; Lepidoptera; Plutellidae. Gene Ontology annotation, cellular component: cytosol; endocytic vesicle. Gene Ontology annotation, biological process: vesicle-mediated transport. Gene Ontology annotation, molecular function: guanyl-nucleotide exchange factor activity; zinc ion binding; DNA binding. The record is from RefSeq and is a predicted model, not a curated record.